CCUGGCAACUCCAGCAACAAGCAAUUCACAAAUUCCAAAUGCUGUUUUGACGCCAAAUUAAGUUUUUCUGUUUGUUUACUCACUCGCCAUGAAAAUAUUAUGCGAGGUGCAGGUGGUGAACCGCACAACACAGGCGAACCGGACUCCUAGGCCCGUAAAGUCGACACUUGCCAUUGGCUACAAGCAGAGCGCGUCGGACUCCAAUGGAACAACGAAAAAAGAGCUGGAAAUGCUGCUGUUCAGUGGCCAGGCCAAGACCGGCACCCGGUACAAGGUGCGGGACAAUGUACAAGCCGUGCACACAAAGUUUAUCUUGGACGGAAAGGCCACUAUUGGCUUCCACCAGCCUGCGGAUAACUUGCUCAUCAAAUGUGAUCCCAUCCAGCUGAAGGGAUUUCUACAGACCUUGAAGCUGGGCAUGGAGGGCAAAGAUGCCAUUAACCUAAGACUGAACAUAGCGGCCGCCACGGCCAUACCCCAGAAGUCGCAGCCACAACAGAGGAUGGUCAUCAGCAAGCGCAGCGAAUAUCCCAUCAAGGGCUUCCCGCGCACCCUCAAGUCGCUGACCAUUAACAACAGCCAGUUGGUUAAACUCAGCUUUGAGAUCUGCACGCUACGCAACCUCACAACUCUGGAUGUCGGGGGCAACAAGUUGACCAAGAUUCCGCCAGAGCUAGGCCGCCUGUCCCUGACCACGCUGCACUUGAGUGGAAACUCUCUGGGCGAGUUGAAUGACUGGUGUUGGAUGCGUGGAACGAAGCUAAGUCAGUCUCUACGCGAGCUGGACUUGUCGAGCAAUGGAUUGACCUACUUCCCACCCGCUCUGGUUAAGUUUGAACGUUUGGUCACGCUCAAACUGAAUCACAACCAGCUGACCCGACUGCCUUUCGCCAUUAGGAGGCUGCAGGGUCUGCGCUCGUUGCACGUGUGCAGCAACAAACUGGAAUCCCUGCCCGCAGCAAUUGAGGAUCUCCACAUAGACCAGCUGGACGUGUGGGGCAACUGCUUCGGGGCCUUCAAUGUCGAAGCUGCUCAGCUACAGGCCCAGCGAUUGUCAGCGAGCAACAUCCCACAGCCGCUCUGGCUGCAAGCAGCUCGAGCCGUCGCCAACUACAAACUGCCCCUGUCGGCAGACUCUUUGCCUGCCAUUCUCAUCGAACUCAUCUCGGAGUCUCCCAAAUGCUUAUGUGGAAAGCUCUGCUUUGCCCUGCGCAAGGAAGAUGUCCUCCAGCGCGUUGUCCAGCCGAAAUUCACCAACAUCAAGAACCUCACUUACAGCCGCGAGCACCAGAUCUACGCGGACGUGGUCAUAUGUGGGCCCAACUGCAGCGCCUCGCAACAGCUGAAGGCACUCUUUGCUUUAAUGUUUCCUGUCCAUUAAUGGUUUUUAUUAUUUACCUUUUUUUAUUUUUAUAUUUCGUUUUCAAAGAAUUUUUUAAUUUAUUAUCCUCCCACACAAUCCCAUUGUUAAGCUAAGUGUCAAUAAAUCGCAUUUAAAU
Molecule: messenger RNA, 1499 nt
Organism: Drosophila subobscura
Lineage: Eukaryota; Metazoa; Arthropoda; Insecta; Diptera; Drosophilidae
Gene: Lrr47
Product: leucine-rich repeat protein 1
Exons: 2
Coding region: 89-1381 (430 amino acids)
Molecular function (GO): protein binding
Source: RefSeq, a predicted model, not a curated record